Molecule: messenger RNA, 750 nt
Organism: Durusdinium trenchii
Lineage: Eukaryota; Dinophyceae; Suessiales; Symbiodiniaceae
Source: the annotation of a GenBank genome assembly
AUGGGGAGACGGGCUGCCUACGGAGCUCCACAAGGUAGAAGCUUAAGUCGCAAAGUAUGCCGGCGCUCGUCCAUUUGUUGUCUCGGAGUGUUCAUUUGGAUGCAGAUCUAUCUUCAGAUUUCCUUUGUGCUCAGUGGCAAGGAGAGGGAUUCCAGCCGCCUGUCCCGGCGCAGCUUUGGCAGUGAUGUCCAACUGGUCUUUGAGUCUUCGAUCGAAGGCUAUGAGCAGCUUUUGGACUCACAAGGUCUUGUGACGGAUGUUGCCACAGCAGCGGUGCUGAAUGCAGCCUCCGACAGUGUGGCACAGCUCUCGGAGGAUGAUGAGGACUUCCGGGUGUUGCGCGUCCUGCGGUAUGCUACCUUCGGCUCGCUGGAUGGCUUUGCAGGCCACCACUGGUUUGAAGCAUUGGACUCUUUGCCAAAAAUCGGAAACCCGGUCAUGGACACCGCAGUGAAGGUUCUCGCAGAUUCCUUGCUGUAUACACCUUGCUGGUGCGCAGCGUUCCUGCUGGUUAUGGCCAUUCUGGAAGGAAGAGGGGUGCAAGCAGGAAUCUCCGAGGUCCGGAGAGAUUUUGUGGAUUUGCUGCGUGGCAACUACGGCUUUACUUUGCCCUUCGUUGCACUGAUAUAUGGUUUGGCUCCCGUGAGGUACCAGGUCGCUUGUUUUGCAGGGUUGACUUUGGCCUACACCGUUGUGCUCAGUCUUUGGGCCAAUGCCCGGCCAUCCUUUGUGGUCAAUGUGAACGAGUGA